Molecule: messenger RNA, 3009 nt
Organism: Penicillium chermesinum
Lineage: Eukaryota; Fungi; Ascomycota; Eurotiomycetes; Eurotiales; Aspergillaceae
Exons: 7
Coding region: 1-3009 (1002 amino acids)
Source: RefSeq, a predicted model, not a curated record
AUGGUUCUUUACAAACGGAAGCCGGUGAUCUUCCUGCCAAGGCCUGUCAUUGAAGAUGACAGCUCCGAGGUCUGGGUCAUUCCGGAGACCAGCGAAGUUUUCACCAGCUACGAAGCCUAUCUCUCGCGAAUGGACUUUUACAAAACACGACGGUUUAUUUGUGAGAUAACUGGUCAUUCGGGGCUGACAUUCUUCGAGGCAUACCGCAGCGAGAUGGACCAGUCUCGAGAGGUCAAUAACAGCUUUCCCGAGGCUUUGAAGGAGCCGAUCUUACGACGAAUCCAAUUCUCCACAGUUUCAAGGGUUGACAAUCUGGUGGACGCAAUUUAUGAUGAAUUCAAAUCAGACUUCUAUCCGGGAGAGCCUGUGCUUAUCCUGCUUAAUGAAGGCACUCGGCUUCAUGGAACGAUCCGGGACAAGGCAAAUUUUGCAGAGUCGCUCAACCCUGAUGGAACUGUCAAAACCAAAGCUUUUGCUCGCUACUUGGUGAAAAUCUCGGAUCGACCUAACGAAGAAGCUCUUUUAGAUCAAGAUCAUGUUACUCGGGACAGGAAGUCAUUCACGAAACUCAUGCUGCGUGGGUUUAUUAAGAACAACGUUACCAGAGAGUCCUGGACUGGCGCCCCCUGGCUCGUCAAACAAUCGGUCGCUGAAGAAUACAAGAUUUCCACCGAGGUUCCCAAGCACUUGCAGUACGGCGCAAAGGUUGCGGAAAAGAAAGCCAUGAAGAAGGCUGAUCAGGAUGGAUUUUUUGGCUUCUUCUCAUCUCAGCAGUUGCCUGAAUUAAAGCCAGCUGUCAAAGGUCCAAGGUCAAAGUCUGCUCAGGAUGCGAAGUCCCGGGAAGCGCAGUAUCAGGAGUACCAGCGGUCUUUGAAUGGUAACCCGUCGUUCCUUAUGCCAUCUAAUGCACCUCGCCCUGCUAAACCCGUGCUGGUCGGAGAUAAGAAAACCGGUUCACCUUCCGUUGUCAUCAAGAACGAACCGCCUUCACCACCGCCACUUAAAUAUCCUAUUGAAGAUUUGGAUCUCGCUGUCCGUGACAGGACCCACCGGCCCACUUUGAAGUUCUUAAUGGUCGAUGAGCCUGAGGACGAUGGCGCCGAGGAUCUGCUUCCUGAUGUGGUGGAACCCGAGUCCGUGGGAUUGCUCUUGGAAACAUGGAAUACUCUGAAUGUCUAUUGUGAGGUUUUCCAGCUGGAUUCGUUUACUUUUGAUGAUUUUUUGCAGGCAAUGCGAUUCUCGUCCGAAGAAAUGGACUGCGAGCUGUUCGUGGAGAUGCACUGUGCGAUCUUGAAGAAACUUGUCAAUUCUGAAGAAGCUGGUGGUGCUGCACAGAUUUCCUUGCCAGAUUUCCCAGCCGAGGAGUCUGAUGAGUCGUCUGACGAGGAGGAAGACGAGGAUGGCGACAAGGAGGACGAAGAGAACGGCGACCAAGACGAGGAUGAGCCGAAGCGGUCUACUCGAAUGACCACCCGUGGCAGUUUGGCCAAAAAGGAAGCCGACGACAUUAAGGUCCAGAUCGACAAAGACGAUGAGCCUGCCGUUGCGCAAGUACACCGGGCAGCAGAGAUGUUUGGCGAUUACGGCUGGAUCGAUCGCCUCCGCCGCCGCGACUUCCGGAAUGGUGGAUGGGAAUUGGUUAUGAUCGGUCUUUUACAUCAAUUGUCUAUUCGCCCUCGCUUUGAGGCAAUUUGCAAUGAUCUUUUGAAACAUCUGGCACCCCUUGACGAGCCGGCUACUCAGGAGACCGCUCGGGCACAAUAUCGCACCCUGGAUAUCAACAUGCGCGUCAAGGCCCUCCAAAUCAUUUGCACCCUGAGCUUGGAGACGAAAGCGAUCCGAAAUUUCAUGGAAGAAUGCAGUAACAACAUGACUGAAUUCCGAAAGGAAAAGAUCGAGCACCAGAAAGCACGCAAAGUAGCAUUGGCUGAACUUCGUUCGCUUCAUCAAGAGCGCAAGGCUCUCCAACCAGAACCCGAAAAAUCACCAUCACCGGUUCCUGAACUUGAUGAAGGGAUGGAAGACUCGAAAAUGACCGGCAUCGAAGGCGAUUCCGAAAUUCCCGUGGACACAGAGGAUGACGAUACACCUCGCCCACGUGGCUUACGCGGCGGUGCUGAUCGUGCACUUGAACGGAAACGAAAGCAAGAGGAAGACCGAGUGCGCAAGGAAGAGCUGGCGAAGCAGCCGAAAGGUACAAAGCAGUACCAGCGAAUCCUCAAGAAGAUCGAAGAUCAAAAAGCCAAGAUCGCUAAGCUACAAGAAGAAAUCGACAUUGUGGACAAUGACCUGCGUGAGGCAGACUGCCCCCGCACGCGGUGUCUCGGGUUGGAUCGCUUCUGCAAUCGAUACUGGUGGUUUGAGCGAAACGCGAUGCCGUAUGAAGGGAUGCCCGGUGGCUCAAGUUCCGAGGCUAAAUACGCCAAUGGUCGCCUGUGGGUUCAAGGACCCGAUGACCUCGAGCGAGCCGGAUUCAUUGAGCUGCCCGAGGAGCAGCGAAAGCAGUACCACCGCGUUUUCCAAACUACCCCAGCCGAGCGAAAGAAACUCGAAGAAGGCCCAACACAUGUCUCUAACGCCCGCGAAUGGGGCUACUACGAAGACCCCGAGGCAAUUGACCAACUCAUCGAAUGGCUAGACCCCCGCGGCAUCCGGGAGUCCAAGCUGCAGAAGGAGCUCCAACUCCAACAGAGCAAGAUCGCCAAGUACAUGAAAAACAGAAAGGAGUACCUCUCCGAUCGCACGGAGCGCGCCGAGUCAGAGGAAAUGCCGACCAAGCGAGUGACUACGCGAACAAAGACAUACGUCGAUGUAAACGACCACCACCUCCGCUGUCUCAAGUGGAAGAAUACCACUGCGCUCUCCGAGAUCGGCCAUCUUCACGUUGAGCCAGAUCGGCCCGCCAAGCGCACCAAGAGGAACACUGAUGAUUUCCGCGAGACCAAAGCCACCCGGGGCAAGGCUGCAGCCACCAAGCCUCUGACACGACAGGGUUCGCGACGCGGUUGA